AUGUCGUCUUCGAACACACAGUUGUUGCCUCAAAAGGAAGCAGCUGUUUUCAAAACCAUAGUGGUGCGUCUGAAAUUUUACGAGACAAAGCAAUAUAAAAAGGGUUUGAAAGCAGCUGACUCCAUUCUCAAGAAGUAUCCAGAACAUGGUGAAACUCUGGCCAUGAAGGGGUUGACUCUCAAUUGCAUGGACAGAAAGCAAGAAGCUUAUGACUUUGUGCGACUUGCUCUGAAGAAGAACAUGUUGAGCCAUGUUUGUUGGCAUGUGUAUGGUCUUCUCUACCGGUCUGAUCGCGAUUACAAGGAGGCGAUCAAAUGCUACAAACAGGCUCUUCGACGGGACAAAGAUAAUGGCCAGAUAUUGAGAGAUUUGUGCCUCUUGCAGAUUCAGACCCGUGAACUUACGGGAUUUAUAGAAACACGCAGGCAGCUACUGGCCAUAAAUCCAAAAAACCGGAACAACUGGGUUGGGUUUGCAGUCUCCCAUCAUGCAGCUGGAGACCUAGAUAUGGCCUUGAAGGUCUUGGAAUCGUAUGAAGGAACUCUAGAAGAUACCAGCAACGCUGAUUAUGAACAUAGUGAGAUGUUGCUUUACAAAGCUCAAGUUCUUGAGGAAAAAGGUGAAUUGGAAAAAACUUUGGCUCAUCUGGAAAAGUCAGAACCUCUCAUUGUUGACAAACAGUCCUUUCGAGAGAAGCGAGCAGAGCUUUUGCUCAAACUUGGCCGGUUAGAAGAUGCUGAAGCGAUGUACAGGGAGCUCUUGAGUAUCAACUCCGACAACUAUCAGUACCAUAAGGGACUGUUGGAAGCACGAGGUUAUACAGAUGAUGUUGUAGCUGGGGGUGUGAAGCAGGACGAGCUUGUUUCGAUUUACAGAGAAUUGAGUCAGAUGCACCCAAAAUCAAACGCGAUCAAGCGAAUCCCGUUGGAUUUCCUAACAGGCGAUCGAUUCAAGGAGUCGUUUUCUAGUUAUGUGAAGCCCUUUUUGAGAAAAGGAGUUCCCUCUCUUUUCUCUGAUGUGAAACCGCUGUAUUCAAAACCAGACAAGGUUCAGAUAAUGGAAGAAGUUAUGGUUAAGAAUCUUGAAAGAUUACGAUCUGAGCAGAAACUUGUCGGCGAAGAUGAUGUUGACCCGCCUGUUACUGUGCUGUGGGUGCUUGAAUACCUUGCGAACCAUUUCGACAGAAAAGGAGACAGUCCAAGAGCACUUCAGCUUAUUGAUGAAGCGUUGGACUACACACCAACAGUUAUCGACUUGCAUCUUACCAAAGCUCGUAUUUACAAGCAUGCUGGUGAUUUUCAAAAGGCUUCUGAUGAGUGCGAAAUAGCGCGAAAAAUGGACCUAGCUGAUAGAUUUUUGAACACGAUGAGUGUGAAGUACAUGCUGCGGGCAGACAGGAGGCAACCAGCUGAAGGCACAGUGACAUUAUUUUCGAAAGAUGGGGACAAUCCAAACAAUUUGUUUGAUAUGCAGUGUAUGUGGUAUGAGAUCGAGUUUGGCCGAAGUUGUCUUCGCUCUCGACUGUAUGGCAAAGCAUUGAAGAAACUUACUGCUGUAAAUAAGCAUUUCACUGACAUAAUUGAAGACCAAUUUGAUUUUCAUACGUAUUGCUUACGCAAAAUGACCCUGCGAGCCUACAUGAUGUUACUUCGCUGCGAGGAUACAAUCUACAAACACAAGUUCUUUGUCAGAGCAGCAUUUUCUAUUGUACAAUGUUACAUAGCUCUUCAUGACAAUCCUGCAUCAGCUCAGGAAGGGGAGGAAGACCCAGAGCUCAAGGGCCUUUCUGACGCCGAGGUGAAGAAAAUCCUCCGCAAAAGAAGAAAAGCGCAGGCCAGAGCCGAGGAGGAAUCUGCAGAUGAUAAAAACAAGGACAAAGGGAAAAAGAAUGAUCCUAAGGGUAAAGGAAAGACAAUCAAACAGGACGAUCCUGAUCCUGAUGGCGAACAACUUGCGAAAGUUGAGAAGCCGUUGGAUGAGGCGAGCAGAUAUGUCUCAAUUCUCCAGGAGCAUGCUGGAAAUCUGAUUGAGACGCACCUGCUUAGUAUGGAAGUGUAUAUGAGGAAGACAAGACUCCUCAAAGUUUUCUGUCUGUAUAUCUUGAAUACUAUGCAGUUGUGA
This is a messenger RNA of Guillardia theta CCMP2712, 2121 nucleotides long. RefSeq lists its product as hypothetical. NCBI's taxonomy places the organism in Eukaryota, Cryptophyceae, Pyrenomonadales, Geminigeraceae. Gene Ontology annotation, molecular function: protein-N-terminal amino-acid acetyltransferase activity; protein binding. The transcript is spliced from 5 exons. Gene Ontology annotation, cellular component: cytoplasm. Bases 1 to 2121 code for a protein of 706 amino acids. The record is from RefSeq and is a predicted model, not a curated record. Gene Ontology annotation, biological process: N-terminal peptidyl-methionine acetylation.